This is a messenger RNA of Anopheles marshallii, 747 nucleotides long. RefSeq lists its product as uncharacterized. The transcript has 3 exons. The record is from RefSeq and is a predicted model, not a curated record. The coding region runs from base 1 to 747 and encodes 248 amino acids. NCBI's taxonomy places the organism in Eukaryota, Metazoa, Arthropoda, Insecta, Diptera, Culicidae.
AUGAGGUGCUCUAGGUUACAGCUGUUGCCGGUGUUACUAGUUCUAGCGAUCCAACAGUGUGCGUGCCAGCGCGAAGUGUUUCGACUCUUCUCCAACUGUCGCUACGGAAAACCCAACUUUGAUCCGUGCAUCAAAAAGGCAUUCAACGCCCUGCGGCCAUGGUUUAAGACAGGUCUGCCCGAGUUUAACGUUGCACCAUUUGAUCCGCAUCGGGCAGAAUUCAUCGAACAGCGGCGCGGAGAUCUGGGCGGUCUUGGAGGCUAUCGGUUGCUGCUGUCCAACGUAUCCGAGUAUGGUUGGCAGCAGUCGGAGGUGACCAAGUACCGGACGGAGCCGAAACACGAUCGCAUCGUGUAUUCGCAGUUCUUCCCGGAGAAAUCACUCGACGGCAGCUAUGACUUCCAGGCGAAGAUUCUCGGUUUGCCGCGACACACGCGUGGCAUCUGGAAUCUGACCCUGUACGAUUACAGCCAGACGACGACCGUCACGCGGAUCGGUGGUCCCGGUGGACUGCUGAAGGUGCGCGUCGAGAUCGACAAGAUCGGCAACAUGAAGCUGCAUAUCUCGGACCUGUUCCAUGGUGCUAAAAUUAUCGAGUCUAUUGCCGACUUCUUCAUCAACACGAUGUGGCAGCCGAGCUUCCCGUUCAUUAAGCCGCUGAUUAACGAUCUCGUCAGCGUUGCCUUUACGGACAUCUUUAACGAAUCCUUCCGAUACUUCCCGCUCGAUCAGGUGAUACGCAGCUAG